This is a messenger RNA of Pichia membranifaciens NRRL Y-2026, 360 nucleotides long. RefSeq lists its product as hypothetical. The coding region runs from base 1 to 360 and encodes 119 amino acids. NCBI's taxonomy places the organism in Eukaryota, Fungi, Ascomycota, Pichiomycetes, Pichiales, Pichiaceae. The transcript has a single exon. The record is from RefSeq and is a predicted model, not a curated record.
AUGGACAACCGUGUGAAGACGGUCAUUGAGCGGGAGGAAGAGCGGAGGCGGGUGAACGUGGAGCUGCGGGAACGGUACCGGCGGGUGCUUCGACGAACGGUGCUGUCGUUCGACAGUCCUGGACGGGAGCGGGUGGUGUACGAGAACGAGAAGAUGAUCGACCGGGUGCAGGAGGAGCUGGACGGGCGGGUGAGGUACAUGGAGCAGGUUGCGAAGGCGUUGCAGGACCGGGUGGAGCACACGGAGGAGCGGAUGGCCCGGAGUGAGACGGACAAGGUGCAGCAGCGGGUGGAGCUGCUCAACCAGAAGAUCCGCAUUCUGGAGGCGACGGUGCGGCACAUAGUUUCCCGGAAUGCAUGA